Brienomyrus brachyistius is the source of this 1910-nucleotide messenger RNA. RefSeq names its product thioredoxin domain containing 12 (endoplasmic reticulum) (gene txndc12). NCBI's taxonomy places the organism in Eukaryota, Metazoa, Chordata, Actinopteri, Osteoglossiformes, Mormyridae. Gene Ontology annotation, cellular component: endoplasmic reticulum. The transcript is spliced from 7 exons. The coding region runs from base 101 to 616 and encodes 171 amino acids. The record is from RefSeq and is a predicted model, not a curated record.
CCUUUGACGUCGCGUCCGGGUGGAAAGAUCCUGGAAGCCAUGUAAAAUGACAGAAGGUGAGAGGUGGUAGCUCAGAUUGCAGAGAUUAACAAAGAUCGCCAUGCAGAAGCUUCUCUUUAACUUCGCCCUGUUGUGCUUCGUUGGGUUUCUCAGCGUAACCUGUGCUCAGGAUGCCACUGAAGGGAAUGGGAGAGGAUUUGGAGAGAACAUCCACUGGAGAACACUGGAGGAUGGGAAGAAGGAGGCUGAGGCGAGUGGCCUGCCAGUGAUGGUCAUUAUCCACAAGACGUGGUGUGGAGCCUGCAAAGCCCUGAAACCCAAGUUUGCUGAAUCCAAAGAAAUCUCCGAGCUGUCCCACAACUUCAUCAUGGUCAACUUGGUGGAUGACGAGGAGCCAAAGGACGAAGCGUUCAGCCCCGAUGGUGGCUACAUUCCCAGAAUCCUUUUCCUUGAUCCCAGUGGGAAGGUGCGGCCUGAAAUCACCAACAAAAAUGGGAAUCCCAACUAUAAGUAUUUCUACAGCAAUGCUGAUCAAGUCGUGUCUGGAAUGAAGGAGGCUCAGGAGAAGCUGACCGGUGAUGCCUAUCGGCGCCCCCACCUUGGCGAUGAGCUGUGAAGUCGUGGGGGCGGAGCUGGGGAGGGCUGGCCAUGCCCCCUCUGAACUGCUGCAGUAGCUGUGGUCCGCUCCCAUAUCCACUGCCCAUUGGAUACGUUCAUUAUGACUGUCUGGAGGGGAGGGAGGGGCCCCUCCCUCCCCCCUGCCAAGGUGUGGCAGACAAGCACAUGCUAAAGUCAAGAAAAAGUGGAAAUAAAUGCACUGCUUUUCUGAAUGUCCACAUGUCAGUGCUGAUGUUGGGGAAGCCGCUUCUACAGUGUGUUCAGUACACAGGGGGGUGACAUUUCUGUGCUCAGUAGCAGGUUUUAGUCCAUCUGAAGGCUGCCGCCAUUUCUCCUCUUCGUUCACUAGCAUAUUUAAUUGUUUUUGUCUCCUUUAAAUGCCAGGGCAGUAUGUACAUCCCUUCUCAAAGGACGAAAUCAACUUCACAUGCAGCUGAUUUGUACAGGAAUUGAAAACGCAUGACACUGUGUGUGUGUGUGUGUGUGUGUGUGUGUGUGUGUACACCAUACGAUGUGUCCAGCUGCUUGCACCCUUCCUUCUGAACAGCUCCAGUCCUCACACCAGAGGGUCCUGCCAUUUCAGCUCCUAUCAGGAUAAUUGGGAAUUUACCCUAAGCGAGGGCUCUCCAUGUCUGGUCCAGGACAGCUACAGUCCAGCAGGUUUUCUGUCCUACCUGGCGUCUGAUGAGUCACACCUGUUCUCAGGUAAAUACCAGGAAGGGGUGUAGCUCAUCUAAAGCCAGGUAGCAUAGAAAACCUACUGGACUGUAGCUCUCCUGGACUGUAGGGUUUAACAAACUGAAAUAUCUGCUCUAAGGGACUGUGGGGUUUAACAAACUGAAAUAUCUGCUCUAAGGGACUGUAGGGUUUAACAAACUGAAAUAUCUGCUCUAAGGGACUGUAGGGUUUAACAAACAGAAAUAUCUGCUCUAAGGGACUAUAGGGUUUAACAAACUGAAAUAUCUGCUCUAAGGGACUGUAGGGUUUAACAAACUGAAAUAUCUGCUCUAAGGGACUGUAGGGUUUAACAAACUGAAAUAUCUGCUCUAAGGGACUGUAGGGUUUAACAAACUGAAAUAUUUGCCUGUUACUGCUAAAUGUUUCUGGACACUGUCUUGCUAAUAUUAAAAAGAUGUUCCUGUUCUGUCUUUAUAAACAGUAAAGAAGGAUGAAAUGACCAGUGAUGUUUCUUUUCAUUUUCACUUUCUAACCUUUUCACUAUGUGACUCAUUCUGUAUUGCAUUUUUACAAUAAUGUAUGCAGUCAGGUCUACAAUAAAGUUUUCAACAGAU